UAAGGGUAAAUCUCACUCUCUCAAGCUCGUUCAGUUUGGGUUUCAGAAGGCCAAACAGAGAGAGAGCUCUGAAAAUGGCCUACUCCGCCGCCCGGCGCACAUUAGCCUCCGCCCUCACCCGAACCCUUUCCGCUCGUUCAAACCCCUCACUCUCUUCCCGCUCUCGCUUCGCUUCCGCUCUUCUCAACAACCAACAACCCUCCCUCGUUCCCGACCCGGUCCACUCCCAAACCCGCAAGCUUUCCGGGUCGGGUUACUCGCCCCUGAACGACACCUCUCCCAACUGGAACAACCGCCCGCCCAAGGAGACCAUCCUCCUCGACGGCUGCGACUACGAGCACUGGCUCAUCGUCCUCGAGUUCAGCGACCCUAAGCCCUCCGAGGAGGAGAUGAUCAAUAGCUACGUCAAGACCCUAGCUUCGGUCGUCGGAAGUGAGGAGGAGGCCAAGAAGAAGAUUUACUCGGUUUCGACGACGACCUACACUGGAUUUGGGGCUUUGAUUUCUGAAGAGCUUUCUCUCAAGGUUAAAGAGCAGCCUGGUGUUCUUUGGGUUUUGCCGGAUUCGUACCUUGAUGUGCCCAACAAAGAUUAUGGAGGGGAUCUAUAUAUCGAUGGGAAAGUCAUCCCCAGGCCACAGUAUAGGUACACUGAGAGGCAAAAUAACAGUCGAAACAGGCCUCGCCCACGACAUGAUAGACGCCGGGAAACAAUGCCAGUUGAAAGAAGACAGCCAGUGCAAAAAUAGAACAUGGUUCAGGAUUAGAGAGGGCCAAUGCAACAAUCAUCUCAGGACGAGUUUAAACACGAGGAUGUUUAAGUAUUCAAAACUCUAGUCUCAAAAUUUCUCAUCUUAUUUGUACUGAUGAAUUUGCGUGUUGGUUUAUAUACACCCGAACCAUAUUUAAUAACAUCACUAUGAAUUUAAGACUCGUGAAUAUUUGUGUCG
Molecule: messenger RNA, 947 nt
Organism: Fragaria vesca subsp. vesca
Lineage: Eukaryota; Viridiplantae; Streptophyta; Magnoliopsida; Rosales; Rosaceae
Exons: 4
Coding region: 75-746 (223 amino acids)
Biological process (GO): mitochondrial mRNA modification; cytidine to uridine editing
Cellular component (GO): mitochondrion
Source: RefSeq, a predicted model, not a curated record